This is a messenger RNA of Racocetra persica, 139 nucleotides long. NCBI's taxonomy places the organism in Eukaryota, Fungi, Glomeromycota, Glomeromycetes, Diversisporales, Gigasporaceae. The record is from the annotation of a GenBank genome assembly.
AAAUGGUAUAAGAUAUUAGAUAAUAGUAGUACGAAAGAUAAAAAGAAAUUGACAAUAUUAAAAGUAUUCCAGUACGCGAAUACAAUUAUUCCAACAUUAUCAAUCAAAUUGCCAAUUUUUCUUAAAGAUAAACUUACAA